Molecule: messenger RNA, 3004 nt
Organism: Anguilla anguilla (European eel)
Lineage: Eukaryota; Metazoa; Chordata; Actinopteri; Anguilliformes; Anguillidae
Gene: smarcc2
Product: SWI/SNF related, matrix associated, actin dependent regulator of chromatin, subfamily c, member 2
Exons: 25
Biological process (GO): positive regulation of DNA-templated transcription
Cellular component (GO): nBAF complex; npBAF complex; SWI/SNF complex
Molecular function (GO): histone binding; nucleosomal DNA binding
Source: RefSeq, a predicted model, not a curated record
CCACCAGAAGGCGCUCAAUGUCGACUUUUCUCUGCAGACAAAGAUGGCGGUGCGGAAGAAAGACGGCGGCCCGAAUGUAAAAUAUUUUGAAGCGUCUGACACAGUCUCGCAGUUCGACAAUGUCCGCGUUUGGUUGGGCAAGAAUUACAAAAAGUACAUCCAGGCCGAACCCCCCACCAACAAGUCCCUGUCCAGCCUGGUGGUGCAGCUGCUGCAGUUCCAGGAGGAGGUGUUUGGACGGCACGUCAGCAACCCCCCUCUCACCAAGCUGCCGAUGAAGAGUUUUCUGGAUUUCAAGUCGGGAGGAGCACUCUGUCACAUCCUGGCUGCGGCCUACAAGUUUAAGAGCGACCAGGGCUGGCGCAGGUUUGACUUCCAGAACCCCUCCCGAAUGGACCGCAAUGUCGAGAUGUUCAUGAACAUUGAGAAAUCCCUGGUGCAAAAUAACUGCCUCAGUCGACCAAUCAUCUAUCUCAGUUCCGAAAUUGAGCCGAAGCUGUUGGGGAAAAUAAAGGACAUCAUAAAACGCCACCAGGGCUCAGUGACUGAGGACAAGGCAACCAGCUCUCAUGUGGUGGUCCCUAUACCAGCAAGCCUGGAGGAGGAGGAGUGGGUGCGUCCAGUGAUGAAGAGGGACAAGCAGGUUCUCCUUCACUGGGGAUAUUCACCUGACAGCUACGACACCUGGAUUCCUGCCAGCGAGGUGGAGGCCGCUGUGGAAGACCCCCCCAGUCCAGAGAAACCCAGGAAGGUGCAUGCCAAGUGGAUCCUGGACCUGGACCAGUUCAACGAAUGGAUGAACGAGGAAGACUAUGAGGUGGGCGAGGGUGGCCCCAGGAGGAAGAGGAUCUCGGCCAAGACCCUGACGGACGAGGUGUCUACGCCGGACGAGCGGCGGGACAGGAAGCCGGGCAGCGCCAAGAAGAGGAAGCGCUCGCCUUCGCCGUCCCCGACCCCGCCCCCCCAGGAGAGUAAGAAGAAGAACACCAAGAAGGGACCUACAGCACCGUACACCAAAUCGAAGCGGGGACACCGGGAGGAGGAGCAGGAGGACCUGACCAAAGAGCUGGACGAGCCCUCGCCUGUGCCUGCGGUGGAGGAGGUCACCCUGCCCAAAGCUGUCAACACUAAGAAAGACUCAGAAUCUACCCCGGUAAAAGGUGGCACUAUGACUGACCUGGAUGAGCAGGAGGAUGAGUCUAUGGAAACAGUGGGGAAGGAGGAAGAGGAAGGCUCCCCCAGCGUAAAGGGAGAGCCAGUGAAGAGCACCGACUUGCAUGAAGACAACGUGACGGAGCAGACCCACCACAUAAUCAUCCCCAGCUAUGCUGCCUGGUUCGAUUACAACAGUGUACACGCAAUAGAGCGCCGGGCCCUCCCAGAGUUCUUCAAUGGGAAGAAUAAAUCCAAGACUCCAGAAAUUUACCUAGCCUACAGGAACUUCAUGAUAGACACGUACCGCCUGAAUCCCCAGGAGUACCUGACUUCCACCGCCUGCCGCAGGAACUUGGCAGGGGAUGUGUGCGCCAUCAUGAGGGUUCAUGCGUUUUUGGAGCAGUGGGGGCUGAUCAACUAUCAGGUGGACGCAGAGAGCCGCCCCACCCCCAUGGGACCGCCCCCAACCUCCCAUUUCCACGUGCUGGCCGACACGCCCUCCAGCCUUGUGCCCCUGCAGCCCAAAACCACACAGGCCCCAGCCUCCCAGCAGAUGCUGACCUUUCCAGAGAAAGUGAAGGAGAAACCGGCCGACCUGCAGAACUUUGGACUGAGGACCGACAUUUACAGCAAGAAGAGCGGGCCUGCCAAGAGUAAGAGUGCCGCCAGUGCCACACGGGAAUGGACAGAACAGGAAACCCUGCUGUUGCUUGAGGCUCUGGAGAUGUACAAGGACGACUGGAACAAGGUGUCGGAGCACGUGGGCAGCCGCACGCAGGACGAGUGCAUCCUGCACUUCCUGCGGCUGCCCAUCGAGGACCCCUACCUGGAGGACAGCUCCGCCUCCCUGGGGCCCCUGGCCUUCCAGCCGGUGCCCUUCAGCCAGGCCGGCAACCCCGUCAUGAGCACCGUGGCCUUCCUGGCGUCCGUGGUGGACCCCCGCGUGGCCUCCGCGGCCGCCAAGUCCGCCCUGGAGGAGUUUUCGCGGAUGAAGGAGGAAGUACCGGCAGCGCUGGUGGAGGCCCACGUCAGGAGAGUGGAAGAUGCAGCUCGGGCCAGCGGGAGGCCCGACCCCCUCUAUGGCCUGGAGGGCAGCGGGAUCGCCGGAACCGACCUGGAGGAGGGCGAGCGGCCAGAAGAGAGUAGUGAGGAGAGCAAGAACGAUGGUCAGCCCAGCGAGGAGCGGCGAGAAAGCAAGGAGAUUAAAGAGGGAGCCAUGGAGGAAGAGGAGAAGCAGGGGGAGAAUGGAAAAAAGGAGGAAGAACGGGGCAGAGAGGGAGAAGGGGAAAGAGAGGGAGAGAAGACCGAUUCCGAAAUGGGUAAUGGAGAGAAGGAGAAAGAAGGGAGAGAGGGGUCAGAGGAGGGGCGGAGGGAAGGAGACGCUGAGGGAGAGCGGAAGGCCAAAGUUGAACGGGAAGUUGGAGAGGGGAAUCUGGCCACUGCUGCUGCCUCUGCACUGGCUGCUGCUGCCGUCAAAGCCAAGCACCUGGCUGCUGUGGAGGAGAGGAAAAUUAAGUCUUUGGUGGCUCUGCUGGUGGAGACACAAAUGAAGAAGCUGGAGAUUAAACUAAGACACUUUGAGGAGCUGGAGACCAUCAUGGACAGAGAGAGGGAGGCGCUGGAGUACCAGCGGCAGCAGCUGCUGGCGGACCGGCAGUCCUUCCACAUGGAGCAGCUGAAGUACGCAGAGAUGCGCGCACGUCAGCAGCACUUCCAGCAGAUCCAGCACCAGCAGCACAGCCAGACCCCCCCACAGCACCCCUCCAGCACCCCGCUGGCCCCACCCCCGGGCAUGACGGGGUCCCAGCAGGGCCCCGGCACCCCGGGACCCCCACCUGCCCCCAGCCCC